GUAGUCACAUGACCACAAUCAACAUGGCGUUCACAGCGCGGUGAGCCCGUAUUUUGAUAUGGGUCUAGAGUUUUCAAUCCCUCUGCAUCCUUCUUAAAUAUUUAUUUAAGUCUAGGUUUUAAGAUUCAUUGAAGCAUCUUCUGGUUCAUGUGAAUUUCUCUAACACGUGAGUUUGGCUACUUUUAAAGCCUUUUUUUCAAGAGUGGAGGAAUCCUGUAAUGGAAGAGGAGGUAGAGACCAAUGGGAAACGAGAAACAUUUUUACGGGUGCGGGCUAACAGACAAACACGAUUGAAUGUCGAUGUCCUCUGCUGGUGCAGGCGCUCUGGCAAGGAAUGUGUCAAAAGCUCCCCAAAACCUGUGCCCAGCGGUGUGCCCCUAGCCCCUUGCUGCCUACGCCACGCUCGGAUCGGGAAGAUGAAGCGUCGGAAGCCUGAAGAUGGGCAGGUAUGUCCACUGUGCAGCGCCCCGCUGGCAGGGACAGAGGAGGAGAUGAGUAGGCAUGUGGAACAGUGUCUGUUUAAGAGGGAAGGAGUGUGCGGCCCCGAAGACGACUCCGCCGAUGCUGACGGAGAGAACGGAAAUCGCUUUGAGGAAUACGAGUGGUGCGGCCAGAAGAGGGUCCGAGCCACCACCCUACUCGAGGGCGGCUUCAGAGGAACUGGUUUUGCCGUGUGUAGCACAAAGGAGAGCCACGACAGUGACGCAGAUCUGGAUGUGGACGGUGACGACACCCUUGAGUACGGCAAAGCACAAUACACAGAGGCAGAUAUAAUCCCCUGCUCUGGAGAGGACCAAGGCGACACCAAAGAACGGGAGGCGCUGCGGGGAGCCGUGUUAAACGGUGGAAUGCCCUCCAACAGAAUAACGCCCGAGUUCUCCAAAUGGGCCAGUGACGAAAUGCCCUCCACCAGUAACGGCGAGAGCAGCAAGCAGGACCUCAGCUCUCCGUCCACGUCCUCUGCACCCAGGACCUGCAAAAACAGCGAGAUUGAGAAGAUCACAGAGGACUCCACGGCCACCACACUGGAAGCCCUGAAGGCUCGCAUCCGAGAGCUGGAGAAGCAGAUCCUCAGGGGAGACCGUUACAAGUGUCUCAUCUGCAUGAGGAAGCGAUUCCCAGCAGGGCCCGAGGCCAAGAGCGCGACGGCCCCUGGCAGGCGCGGGGGCUCAGAGGCCGUGCCGCUCAGCGUGUACUGCUGGUACAGAGGCUACCUCAAGGCCACCAACAGCAGCAGCAGCAGUGCCAGCGGAGGCAGUGGCACUGGCAGCGGCAGCAGCAUUGGUGGCAGAAGUGGGAUUAAGCAACUGGUCCCGCUUCGUAGGGAUUCCUACACAAUGCCGCUCACCUCCAUCCAAUGCUGGCACGUUCACUGUGAGGAAUGCUGGCUUAGGACUCUGGGAAACAAGAAACUCUGCCCACAAUGCAACACCAUCACGUCGCCAGGGGACCUCAGGAGGGUUUACUUGUGAAGAAACAUGGCUACCGACUGGAUGCUAACUCUUCGCCUCUUCAGUUUUUGUUUCCAAUUUCCACUUGCUCUCAGUGUUUUUUUUUUUCCUCCGUUGUUUUUCUUUUUUGUUUUGUUUUGGUUUUUGGUCUCCAUGAAGGCCCUGGAGGUUUCCCCUCGUUUAUCCAGAUGUAAGAGACAAACUUUUGUCUUUUAAUGAACUUCAGAGGGGAUGACCGAUGAACCAGGCCGCAGGACAGACACUCUUAGGGUCCAUUUUGAGACACAGCAGUCCACUCUGAAUGCCUGCUCUUAAUAAAGAGCGAGCUGCCCUCCUGUGGUGGUCUGUGGUAGAGCACCUGGUACUUCCUGCUCCGCCCUCCUCUAUGCCCUCCCUCCACCCCUUCAUCUCUCGCUGUCUCCCUCUCUGCCGCUCCCCAUCUCUCCUCCGUCUCCACCCCGAUGGAGGAGAAGUCUCUGCUCCCUGCUCCUGCUGCGAUGUCCUCUCUCUCCCCGCCCCACGCCACCACCGCCUGACCACUGAACAAUUAAGGAGGGGGGGAGAACUGAGGGGGGAAAGAAGACAAAAAAAAAAAGAGAAAUAUCAACUUCUGAGCUUUGAAACCAAAUGGACGACUGCUAACCUCCUGUGGGACUCUUCAUCUUUGUCUGUGUUGAGUUACUGCCUCCCUGCAUUUCUUCUUUUGUGGUGUUCUAGUGAAGUCAACCAAAAUUCAAUGAAUCUGUGCAAGCACAUGUAAAAUAGUCUAUGUAUGUUUACAGUGUUGUGAGUAAAUGACAUAGAGAACGCUUGUAUACACACACACACACACACACACACACUCUCACACAUACAUGCAUACAUACACACACAUACACCCCAACACAGAGGUAUAUAUUAAUAAGGUCCAGUUUUAGUUUGGGUGCGGGUGGUAAAUGGGUAGGUUGGGGCCAUGUUAAAAAUCUUUGGGGUUAAAAAAAAACAAAAAAAAAACAUGAAAACCCUCUGUAUUUUUAAACGGAUGUUGUUGUCUUGAGGUUGAAGUUGUAUUUCAUUGUACAGGAAGAAAUUUAAGUAAUAAUAAUAAUAAUAAACUACUCAAACUAGGAAUUAAAAA
Messenger RNA from Clupea harengus (Atlantic herring), 2568 nucleotides. It is a transcript of the gene rnf220a, whose product is annotated as ring finger protein 220a. Gene Ontology annotation, biological process: protein ubiquitination. Gene Ontology annotation, molecular function: metal ion binding; ubiquitin protein ligase activity. Lineage: Eukaryota; Metazoa; Chordata; Actinopteri; Clupeiformes; Clupeidae. The record is from RefSeq and is a predicted model, not a curated record.